This is a messenger RNA of Rhopalosiphum maidis (corn leaf aphid), 1919 nucleotides long. RefSeq names its product isocitrate dehydrogenase [NADP] cytoplasmic (gene Idh). Bases 342 to 1580 code for a protein of 412 amino acids. The record is from RefSeq and is a predicted model, not a curated record. Gene Ontology annotation, cellular component: cytosol; mitochondrion; peroxisome. Gene Ontology annotation, molecular function: magnesium ion binding; isocitrate dehydrogenase (NADP+) activity; NAD binding. Gene Ontology annotation, biological process: isocitrate metabolic process. Lineage: Eukaryota; Metazoa; Arthropoda; Insecta; Hemiptera; Aphididae. The transcript is spliced from 2 exons.
UCCACGUAGGCUGCCUACCAUUCAUUUUAUGUAACCGAACUUUACCCCCAAAACAAAUUAUUAUUCUUCCGUAUACAUUAUAAUAUAUAAUUAAUUGACGCAAUUAUUAUUUACUACGUCAGACCGAGAAUAAUUCAAAUAGUACGGAAUCGAACACUGAAUCAUUUUGUUUUAAUUCAACCGUUUAGUUCGACGCUCACUCCGGUUUCUCGCGCAUCGAAUAUCAACCUAACUUAAUAGUAUUCUACCUCUCUAAAGUAAUUAAUAAUUAAUAAAAAAUUAAUCGUGUUACGAUUAUUGCCUAAAUAAGUUAGCCGUAUUAUUUUUAACGUUCGACGACAAUGGCGAAAAUCAGUGCUGGACCUGUUGUUGACAUUUUGGGCGAUGAGAUGACCCGCAUUAUCUGGGAUUUGAUCAAGGAAAAACUCAUCCUGCCAUUUUUGGACAUCGAACUCCAUGUAUAUGACUUGGGCAUGGAAAACCGAGACUUAACUAAUGAUCAAGUGACAUUAGACUGUGCCGAAGCCAUUAAAAAAUAUAAUGUCGGAAUUAAAUGCGCUACGAUCACGCCCGACGAAAAGCGAGUCGAAGAAUUCAAGCUGAAGAAAAUGUGGAAAAGCCCCAACGGUACAAUUAGGAACGUUCUUGGUGGUACAGUAUUCAGGGAAGCCAUAAUAUGCAAGAACAUUCCUAGGCUGGUUACUGGAUGGGAAAAACCGAUUAUAAUCGGAAGACAUGCUCAUGCUGACCAAUAUAAGGCUACAGAUUUCAUUGUUCCUGGAGCUGGCAAACUUACAUUGACAUGGACCUCUAAUGAUGGUAAAGAUAAAAUUGAAGAAGUCGUCAACGAUUUCAAAGGUGCAGGAGUAGCAUUAGGAAUGUUUAACACAGAUGCAUCUAUUAUUGAUUUUGCACAUUCUUCUUUCAAGUUUGCUUUAUCAAGGGAACUUCCAUUAUAUUUAAGUACUAAAAAUACCAUCUUAAAAAAAUAUGAUGGUCGUUUUAAAGACAUUUUCCAAGAAAUUUAUGAUACACAAUACAAACCAUUGUAUGAAGCUAAAGGUAUUUGGUAUGAACAUAGAUUAAUUGACGACAUGGUGGCCUAUGCUAUGAAAUCUGAAGGAGGAUUUGUGUGGGCGUGUAAAAAUUAUGACGGUGAUGUUCAAUCUGAUUCUAUUGCCCAGGGUUAUGGAUCAUUGGGUUUAAUGACAUCUGUGUUGAUUUGCCCUGAUGGUAAAACUGUUGAAUCAGAAGCUGCUCAUGGCACUGUCACAAGACAUUAUCGUAUGCAUCAACAAGGUAAAGAAACGUCUACUAAUCCAAUUGCAUCCAUCUUUGCAUGGACACGAGGAUUGUUGCAUAGAGCAAAAUUAGAUAACAAUCAAAAAUUGGAAAAUUUUGCCAACAAAUUGGAAGAAGUUUGCAUUGAAACAAUGGAAGCAGGAUUCAUGACUAAAGAUUUGGCCAUUUGCAUUAAAGGAAUGAAUGGUGUUCAAAGAUCUGAUUAUCUGAACACAUUUGAAUUUUUGGACAAAUUGGCUGAAAAUUUGAAACUUAAAUUAAAUCUCUCAUGCAAAUAGUAAUUACUAUAAAUAUCUAAGCUUACAUUUUUGGCUAUGUUUUAUUUUAUUUAUAUCUAAUAAUGAUCAUUUAUUUAUUCUUUUUUUUAAGAUUCUAUCAUUGUGCCAUAGUUAAAUAAGAAAAUGUCAUGUCUUUUUUUUUGAUCGGUGGUAGUAAUUUAUUUUUACAUUAUUAGUCAAAUAAAAUUAGGUGUAGGUUGCAUAUUAUGGGAACUACUUUAAUUUAACGAGACUGACGAUAAAUUUUAUCAAAACACAAAAAUGUAUUUCUUACAAACUUAUUAUGCCGUGUUAUCAUUAUUUCUAAAAAUAAAACUUGCAUGUUAUAUUAUCUUAAAA